Messenger RNA from Pundamilia nyererei, 1347 nucleotides. RefSeq lists its product as uncharacterized. Bases 1 to 1287 code for a protein of 428 amino acids. The transcript has 4 exons. Gene Ontology annotation, molecular function: protein binding. The record is from RefSeq and is a predicted model, not a curated record. NCBI's taxonomy places the organism in Eukaryota, Metazoa, Chordata, Actinopteri, Cichliformes, Cichlidae.
AUGGCGCUGCAGCUUCCGGCCGAGUUGUGGCUGAAGGUGUUCAGCUUUUUGUCCUGGAGGGACAAACUGAGCAUGCGCUGCACCUGCUCAUACUUCAGACACCUGCUGGAUAAGUCCCGCCCCCUGUGGAGGGGCUUCAGCGUGGUGCUGCAGAACCUCUCGCGCUAUAACCGCUCGUUCUGGCGUAGCCUGGCUCAGAGGCACGUGGGCAACGUGCUGCUGCGCUCAGGUAAGAGGAAGCACCUGAAGCAGCUGCACGCCUGGCUACCGUCGCUCUGCGGCCUGCGACUGGACGACUGGAGAGAAGGGGGCGUGGAUGAUCUCAGACUGUUCCGCCAGCUUCAGCGACUGUCCGUCACUUCCUGUUCCAUACCGCUGAGGAACCUGGACUUCCUGUUUCCUCUGAGUCAGCAGCUGACGCAGCUCAGCCUCUGUAACGUGCAGCUCACCUGUUCUGCCUCUCACCUGUUGGCCACCGUUGGUCAGUUGACGUGUCUGACCUCGCUACUGCUGCACCACGACGGCAGCCUAAGGGUCCCGUCCCUCAGCGGUGUCCUCGCUCACCUGAGCGAGCUCACACACCUGUCCUGGACCAUGAUCACCUACAGGACACUUCCACACGACUUCUUCAGCCCCGCCCACCACACAGGUGACGCCGCAUUGCAGCUGCUGGACUUGCAGCUGCUGAAUUAUGACGCCAUGGUGACACAGGAAACGCUGCAGCCUUUGUCCCGCCUCCGUAGCCUGUCAGUGUUCCACCUGUACUCCGUACCUGGACCCACCUGUCACCUGCAGACGUGGCUGACGUCACUGCCACACCUAACCAACCUCAGCAUCCACGGAGGCCACCCCCUGGCAUCGUACGCUGACUUCCUGCCCACCUCGCUGCUCAGCCUGACGCUGUGUGUGGACCUGCAGCCCAACGACCUGCAGGUGGUCUCCGCCCGGGCACCGCAGCUUGAGCAUCUUCACCUGGAGCCCUGGAGCUCGUCGUCCGACCUCAUCAGACUCCUCCCACAGCUGUUCCCUCAUCUGAAAACGCUGCGGAUAAGGCACCAGCACGUGUCUGACGAUGAUUUCCUGCAGCUGCAGCGACUGCGGCGCCUCGACACUCUGGAGGUUCUGGACUCGUACUACAGACCUGACCCGAGCGACCCAAGCCGGGUCAUCUUUGAGCCGAGUCCUCGUUUGCUGCGGCUGACCUCUGACCUGCAGAGACUGACCAAUCACAGAGUCAGAGUCAUCACCAGCUCACAUGGAGACCUGCUCAGCUGCCACUGUGUCUGACCAGUCCAUGGCUGUGUCCCAAUUCAGGGUCUGCACGCUUGAAGUACGCACACUACGCGU